Messenger RNA from Varanus komodoensis (Komodo dragon), 748 nucleotides. RefSeq names its product lamina-associated polypeptide 2-like. Lineage: Eukaryota; Metazoa; Chordata; Lepidosauria; Squamata; Varanidae. The record is from RefSeq and is a predicted model, not a curated record. The transcript is spliced from 7 exons. Gene Ontology annotation, cellular component: nuclear envelope. Bases 52 to 525 code for a protein of 157 amino acids.
CGUAUUGCUCUUACAGCCUGCACCUGGUGUACUGUGGUUUAAGGUUACAUCAUGGCAAAAGAUUUGACAGAUGAUGAACUCAUUGCCUGCUUGAAGAAAUACCAGAUCCCACAUGGGCCCAUUGUUGGAUCAACCAGGAAACUUUAUGAAAAGAAGAUCAACAAAUAUGAGAAAAAGCAUGGACAGCGACACCCUGUUCAAAGUGGUUCAGCAACCUGUACAGGAAGCACCCUGGGCAAGUUCACAGGAGGCAUGGCAGAUGAUGAACUCCUUGCCCACUUGAGAAAGUACAAGAUCCCACAUGGACCCAUUGUUGCAUCAACCCGGAAACUUUAUGAAAAUAAAAUCAAUGAAUAUGAGAAAAGGCAAGAAUAUGGGAAGCAGUCUGCAGCCAGGAGUUCAGCAGCAUGCCCAGCAUCAACCCGGAAACUUUAUGAAAAUAAAAUCAAUGAAUAUGAGAAAAGGCAAGAAUAUGGGAAGCAGUCUGCAGCCAGGAGUUCAGCAGCAUGCCCAGGAACAAACUAGGCAAGACCUCAGAGAUCCGUGAUCACAUCUCCUAUCCUAAAAGUGAUUGCAAGUGUCCCUGAAUUCAGUCAGGAUCAUGCUAUUUGGAAAGGGGGUAUUUACCCUUCUCUCUCUCUCUCCUCCCUCUCUACCCCCGCACCUUUCCCUGAUCUAACUGCUUUUCCCUCCUGUUAGUUUUCCCAUUAAAAAAAAAAACAACAACAUAUGGGUAUUUGUGUUUUCC